This is a messenger RNA of Cololabis saira (Pacific saury), 3749 nucleotides long. Its product is annotated as protein rapunzel-like. The record is from RefSeq and is a predicted model, not a curated record. Lineage: Eukaryota; Metazoa; Chordata; Actinopteri; Beloniformes; Belonidae. Bases 144 to 1334 code for a protein of 396 amino acids. The transcript has 3 exons.
CCUCUCUGGACCCGCUUCUUCAGCCCCAGGGCGGAUGAGAGGAGCGUGGGAAUCCUCCCAAACUUGAGGAGAGGAGGGGAAACUUCCCUGCAGCUGUCGGAGCCCGUCAGGCGCGGAGAGCAGCGCUCGCCCCCACUGAGAACAUGACAAGUUCGCUGGAGAAAGCCGUUGCCCAGAGGAAGGAGUCCAUCGAGGCGGUGAUGGACAUGUUCGAGCGGGGGGCCGAGGUGCUGGCGAGCGCCGUGGGCGAGCUCUUCCCCCUCUGCGAAGCCGCCGCCCCGGUCCUGCGCCUGGCCUUGGACAACGUCCAGAGCAAAGAGGUGUUUUAUGUAAAAGAGCAGUUCCUGGCGGUGAGGAACAAGCUGGACGUGCUCUCCGGCCAGCUGGAGGACAUCGACUGCGAGAUCAAGAAGGGCAGGCUGGACUCGCAGUACUUCUCCGUGGAGGAGAACAUCAGGAACCAGUUUCGCAAGUACAUGGACAUCCUGGAGGCCAAGCAGCAGUUCAGGGAGGUGAAGACCCGGCUGUUUCUGGAGCACUUCUCCAAAAGUGGAGGAGAGAAAAACCUGUUUGUGCUUCAUGAUGCUCUGAUGGGGACCAACAGCUUUGGGGAGUCGAUUCUGGACGUCGUAGAAAGGUACCUGGCGAGGAACCGGCGUCUCCUGGAGGACUUCUGCGUUCGGAUGAAGGAGCUCUUCUGCUUGGGCUUGAUUGCUCUGCUGGGCCACUGCGCCUUGACCCUGCAGAGCCAAGAGGAAGAGCAAGACAAGAUCCAGGAGUGGAGCAGCAAAAUUGAGGAGGUGGAGUCCAGGAUGAAGGCGACCAUAGAGUCGUGCACCGCUGCAUUCGCCGAGCAAGCAAAGGUGGACGCCCAACGCCUCCUGCAGGAAAAGGAAACCUGCGAAAACUUGCAGGACACAUCUCAGCAGAUUCUGGAGUUCCUGGAGAAAAAGUAUGACUGGGUUUGCUGGUCGGUGCGGCUCAUCAACCACUCGGGCAGCACCUACCGGAACUGGCGCGCGGGGGAGCAUUUCCACCACGUGGCCGGACAGAACUGGUUCGAGGUGCUUCAGGUGAACAACAUCAACCUGGUGGUGUCGUACAGCACCACACCUUCGCCGGUGCCUCACGACUGCAUCCGGCAGGCGAUGGAGGGACCGGGGAAGAAGGGCAACGCCCCGGCCGUGGUGGACGUCCUGCAGAAGCAGCUGAGCGGCUUCGUCGUCCACGCCGUCAGUCGUCACAAGGGGUCCGCAGCCGCCUGGAGCUUUCCAGAGGACUGCCACUACUGGGAGCGGCACAAGAACGUGGCCGUUUGUGUGCACUCAGAGUAAAUAUGAGUUUACUAGUAGAUACGCUUCUGCUGCCAAACCGAAUAUGAAGUAAAAAAUACAGAAAAAACAUUUGCUGAUGUGAUGUGCAGGAUUGAUCAGGUUAUGUUAUUAUUCAGUUCGGUUAUUCCUCAAACUACUAAUCUAAUAUGAAUGGAAAUGCUUCAAAAUUCUUUGUUAUUAUAUCAAAAGUAUAAACAUAAAUAAAAGUAUUAUUAAUGGUUCAAGAAAAGCAUUCAAAGUGCUCAUUUAGGAGGAAAAUAUCUUCUAUUACAUCAUUACUGCUGCAGUUAAAUCUGCAGUAUUUUACAGGUAUAUUUGAGGAAUAACAGAUGAAAAGAUGAAAAAAGAGAAAGAAACUUCUUUUUUAAAUCCAUCCUCUGAUGUUUUGAUAUUGAUUUUGCUUUUCUGUUGCAUCUUAAAGCUGAAACAGAUCAGCAACCAUCACCACAACCUUGGCUAAAACUUGGCGAGCCAGCCAGGAGUCCGUGGGUGGGGGAGGGGCUUCCUCAGCCUGAAGGUUGGCAGUUCGAUCCCCCGCCUCCUGCUCUGUGUUUUGUUGUGGAAGCGAGCCAUACUGAUUGUAGGGCAGGAUCGGGAAAAGCUUUGUAAAACCCAGACACGGUUAAAAAGGCGCUGCAGAGGCGUGGAUCAUUUAGCACUUGUGAGCUUCUCAUAUGACCCGCAAACGUUUCUGAUCAAUGUUUCCGUGAAGUUUGUGAAUCUUUGGUAAAACACAUUCAUUCAUCAUUUAAGUGCACAAGGAAACCUAAAUGACUUAGUUUAUGACGACAAUAGCGUCGUAUUUAGUGAAACGGUCAUCAAAGGAGUAAUUACCAGUUUUAAAAGGGAAGGAAGCAUUUUCUGCAUCGAUGUUGCAACGUAGUUUUUGCUGGAUAUUAAAAACAAAUCUUCCUUUUUGAUCUUUUCUUAUAUAAAGCUGCUGAAAUCUUUCCCAUCCUGCAGAGAUAAACGGGUAAAUGGUUGCAUCUGUUCUGAACUGCUUCUUGUCUUAAUCAGCUCUCUUCAAAAUAAGACUUGAUCAGAGAACAGUAAGAAGUAGCUCAUGAGGAAACAUGACAGCAUCUUCUCGAUAGUGCUGAGAUUCGGCUGCAGGUACGUUAACAGCUCUGGAGACCGGUGAGAGUGAAGGAGGAGGGUCAUUAGUGCUCGUAGACGCCAAACUAGACGUUGUGAUCUCUGAAACGUUGCUGUGGAGGAGCGUCUCUGAGCGUCAGAUGUUGGUCUGGUGACUUUGUUGCACCUGGUUUACCUGCUGAUGACAUCUGCACAGCUGCUGCCAGGCAACAAACACAGGAUCCAAAUGCAAUGAUGUAUUCACCUCAGUGUUCUGAUUCUGAUUAUUUCUUACAGAAUUUAACCACAAAUGCACUUUUACUGUCAGACUAGAGUCUGACUCACGCCUUAAUUUAAAGGACUUGAUUGAUUGGUUGAUUAAUUGCAUUCAGAUUCAUGAAUUAAAGUUCAUUUUAUUUUAUUGUAAAUGCCAUAAUGAUGUGGUAUAAAAUGAACCUGCUGUGGUUGUAACAUCUCGAUGCUUAAAUGGAGGUUUUAUUGUUUCACUGUUUGUAUAAGAACAUAUACUGUAUAACAUCAGAAGAACAUGUAUGCAUAGAGAUGCUUGAGUUUUUUUGUUUGUUUUGUUUUUUUGUUUUUUAAGAGACUUAAGAUGUUUAUUGAUAAAUUGUCAGUAGUGUUUGGUACUAAUUCAGUACUAACAACAAGCAUAUUGCUCAUCACCGUGCACCUAAUACCUUUAGAGAGGAUUUUCCUGGCUCUGGCGCUGCUGCAGCCUGUAAACCCACAGCAGCUCCGAGGAGCGGGUUCUGCUGAGGCUGCAUCUCUCGGUUUUCGUCUCUGCUCAUCAGCAGGAUGGCCCACAUAACUCUGGGAGAGAAGGCGCCUCUUCAGGCGUGAAAAACAGGAGGAGGAGAGUUUGGCGCAGGAGAUGCGGCCUUGUUCUGUAGAGUUCAACCGCCUGUAACCAAGGGAGGUGUGUGCUCAGCAGUUAUUAGUCCUCCCUCCAUCCUCUCUUUUAACCCUGCUGAGGGAAAAGGAAGGACAAAAUUAAAAAAAACUUAUUUUAUAUUUCUGUGUUUUUCAAAAAGCUGCUCUGAUUGUUGUCUGAACCGUUUCCUGUGUAUUCCUCAUGUCAUUCCCAAAUAUUUACUUACAAAUUACCUUUCAAUAUCACGGCAAUCUUAAUAAACUCAGUGCAUGAUCAAUGCUCGGAGCCUGUCAUCCUUCACAACCAUUACUGAGUAAACACAAGUCGCAAAUGGAUGCAAACACGUGUAAUCUAAUACCUGCAUCUGUCGUACAAAUGUGAUUUACGCAGCGCUGGUGCACACUCAGCAGUGGGGACUCCGGCUAAUUUAAUGCAUCUUAACACGGAAG